AUGGAUACAUUUGAUUAAACUCAGUUAUUUGUUAGGCUGAGGAAAAUCCUCCCAAAGAGCCCUCUGGAUUGGACAUGCCAGGAAACUAUAAAGUUUAUUUAGUUUGCAAAUAUGUCCAUUUAUGAAGCUCAUUUCGCAAAGAAAUAAGUUGAUGGUAAAAAAAUGAUAAAAUCUUACUCAGCAUAUAAUUAUGAAAAAUUUAAGGAUAAAACUUAAGUGCCUAGUCUUUUACAUUAUCAAAAAUUUUUAAUAUGGACGCAUAUACUAAAAGAAAAUUAUGAUAAGUUUUUAUAAAGCGUUAAUGCUCAUAAACAUUUAUUUGAUCAUAGUAAAUAUUCCCCUUAAUAAUAAAAUUAAAUUAUUUCAAUUAAAUAUUCAAAUUCGAUUACUCUUUCACCUUAGACUUCAUAAAAAAAUGGUUAGCUCUCAAAUCAAUCAAGUGCAUAGUCAAGCACUGCAAAUAAAAUUUAAGGCAAUAAAGGUGUGUUUGAAUUCCCAGAAGAUGCAAGCAGUAAUCUAAAUAAUAGUGGCAAUUUAAAUUUGAGCUCAAAUUCAUUAUCAAACUAGCCUCAGUAGCCAAACUAAGGAUAAAAUGAUUAAUUUGUAUUAGCUCAAUAUACUCGUAAUCCAAAUAAUGAAAUAAAUUAAUCUAAUAGCUAGAAUUUCAAGUAAAGUGUAUAAAGCAGUACCUACAAUUCUACCAGCAAUAAUAGUUCUUAGCAAUUAAGUUAGCAAUCUUUUUAGGAAACAAAUGAUAUCUUUAAGAAAAUCACUGAAAAUUUUGCAUAGCCAGAACAGUUAUCUUUAAAAUUAAUGGAGAUGAUAGAGGAAAGUAAGGGAAAUAAAAAAUUUUAACCAAGUAAGACUCGCUUAUUUUCGAGAUGCAUUAAGACAACUGAACGCCAAAAGAAAAAAAUGAUUGAAUUAAUUGAAAAGUUAUCAUCAGAAAAAUGUUUUCUGAUGUGGAAUACUCGUAUGGUUCAUUCUCUUUUGCAAUUAAUUUCAUUUAAUACAUUAUUCCCUAUUGUUGAAUAAUGGGGUUUAGAUGGUUUUAUAAUUUAGUUAGUACUUCCUUUAUACUCAGUACGCUAAAUAGAGCUAGCUUUUGAAUGCAAGCAUGAAGAUACUGAGAAAAUAUUUUGGCUCUCUGAUAUUUUCAAUGCUAUUAAAUACACUGAGCAGUAUUAGUUUUUUAGCAGUUCCUAUAAAGUAGAUCCUUUAAAUAUUUCCUCCUUGUCAUCAUCUGGAGGACUACAGGAUAAGAGUAAAGAUAAUAUUCUCUAUUAGCAAAUUUAAAAUCUCAUGAAUAAUAACAAUAACAACCUGAAUUCUUCCUUAAUAUUAAAUAUUCCUCCAAAAAAACUGAGUAUUGACACUCUAGAUUCAAAUGAUCAGUCAGCUUCAUAAAAUUUAGAUAAGCAAUAUUUGAAUGAUAUGAGUAGUAAAAAAGAAAAUUGGUAGCAUAAUUCAUCAAAUUUAACUCCUAAUUUAAAGUAAAAAUAAGAAUAACCUUCUUUUAUGAUAUCUAACUAAGAGGCUAAUAAAGGAAAUAGAAAAGGAAGUGAAGAAUUUACGUUAGCCACAACAGCAAACCAUCAAAGCAAUUAAAAACCUUAACAAUAAUAAUAAGUAGAAGAAAAAAAUAGUAAUUUAAGUCAUGUAGAGAUAAAAGAGUCUAUAGAUUAGGAUCCAGCUUCUGCAUAAAAUAUUCCUGGCAAUCCCGAAUUUGGUGAAAGUGUAUUUUACCCAGAGAGCAUUAUUUAAAAUAGUAGCUAGUAAAAAAAAAGAAUAAGUAUUAAUUUCAAUAAAAAAGAAAAAACCAGUAGAGAAUCAAUCACUUUAAACAGCUUAUAAGCUAAAAUUCAAGAAAUUCAAACAAAUUAAGAUUCUUAGUUUGCCGAAAGCACGAUUCUAAUAGAAACAGAUAAUUAAAUGUAAAACACCUUUAAUGUAGGUUUAGAUAUAAAUAGAUGUUAAAGUGAAUCUAUUCAAUACUUUAAUCCACCAUCUAACUAAACGAAAAAUUCUAUGCUUCAGACAAUAGAAGAAAAAGAUAAAUCAGCUGAAUCAUAAUCUUUGGCAGAUAGUAUGAUGAAUUCUACGAAGAUGUCUUCAAUUCCGAAUGUGGCAAAUAAAGAUAAAAAAUUUAUAGAAUCAGGUGUUUUUGCAGGUACUUAGACUAAUUAGGGUAAAAUGCAAAAAAAUAUAGUAGAUGUAUUAGGAACUUCUACUUAUAUUCAAAAUAGCAAAUAAUUGUAAAACUAGGAGUAAUUUUAAGAAUCAGUUAUUUUAACUAAUAGUAGCUGCUCUAACAAUUAUAAUAGUUAGCCUCAAAAUAAUAAAGAAGAUAAAAUUUUUUCUAAAACCGAUAAUUGUGUAACACCAAAAAAUUUAUAAAAUGUUUUUGCUGAUUCCGUAAUGCUGACUUCUGAUUAGCAAAUGAAUGAUUCUAAUUUUCCUAAAAGCAAUCCUUCUUUAUCAUAUUAAAAAACAUAAUCUAUUACAGCUGCUUAAUUAUGCUCUUAGGGUUCUAUGGUAUCCACUCCUAUACAAUCGGGAGCAAAUAAUUAAAUUAGUGAAUUUUGUGAUUCUGUUCUUAUUGAACCAACAUAGACUCAUUUUGGAAAGGGUAAAACUUAAAAUCAGGAAGAGCAAUUAUAAGAAUCUAUAAUUUUACCUUAAAACAACAUGAACAAUAUUAAUAACAAUUAAUUUUAAGACUCGGUGACUUUUCCUAUACAAAAUAAUUUUCAAAAAAACUAAAUACAAAAACUUUAAUAAUAAAAUUAACAAAAAAAUAAUGCUUAAAAUAAAACAAAUAAAAUCGAAGAUCAGUUCGCAGAAUCAACUUUGUGUAAUAAUAAUUUCAAUGGUUAAUCUUAGUAUAUUAAUUAAUUUUAAGAAUCUACGCUUAUUACUCCACUUUCAGGUAACAACAAUUCAAACAAUAAUUAGAAUUAUAAUAACACUUAAAUGCUUAGAUAAGUAAGAGGUGUAAGUGAAUUUUAAGAAUCAACAUUAAUAAAUCCAAUUAAUUUUAAUAAAAAUGAUAGCAAAAAUCAAUAACCAUCUAAUUAAUUUUAAGAAUCUACACUAAUAAAUCCUAUUUAAUAAAAUAAAACUGAAUAAUUUCAGGAAUCUACACUAAUAAAUCCUAAAUAAACUAAUAAACCUACACAAUAAUUUUUUGAAUCUUAGUAUCUAAUGAACACGUAAGGAGGAAAUGAAAGGGAAAGUGUUUAGCUCUAAGAAUCUACUAUAAUAAAUCCUUAACCACAAAAAAGUAAUUAGUCAAAAUAAUCUUUUGUCUAAGAUAGAAACUUCCGUUAAUCUAUAGUGAGAAAUGUUAAUGGAGAAAUAGAUUUCAAUAAGUCAGUUAUUUUUAACAACCAAAAUUUAUAUUGUCAAAAAGCUUAAAAUUAAAAUAAAUAAGAUAAUUUCUAAAUAGAAGAUGUUCCAUCACCAGCUUAAACUAAGUCAACAGCUAGCACCGAAUUAGCUAGCAACAAGCAAAGUUUCAGCCAUAACCAAAGUUUUUACCUUGAAGAUAGAUAGACAUAACAAUUUUUCAAGCGUCCAAAGAGUAACAAAUCAUAAGAAUAUUAGAUUUUGAUGAAUUAAUUAGCAAAAAAAACACCUUCUCUAAUAUUUAAUCCAUUUGAUUUUACUCCUCUUAAAAAAUCUUAUUGUAUGAGAAUACGUAUUAAAUCUCCAGAUGGUUCUAUUCAUAUUGAUCAUAGUGUAACAACUGAUGGUGCAACUUUUGGUCGCCAUGAAAACAAUAUUGUGAAUUUCCCUAAAGAAAAUAUGAUAUCUUCCUAUCAUGCUGAGAUUUUCUUUGAUAAUUUGUAAUUUUAUCUUCGAGACAAAGGUUCUAAGCAAGGAACUUUUAUUAAAAUGAAAGAAAUAAGUCUUAAAAAAAAUAUGCUUAUACAACUUUCAGUAAGCUCAGAAAUAAAAAUACUUGAAUUAGAUGAAGAAAAAGGCGAAAUAUAAAUUGAAACAAAGACAAUUUAAAAAAAGAGCAAUUAUAAUCGAACUUUGGGAGAAUAAUAGGAAAUAAAAUUCGGAAGAGAUAAAGAAAAAUGUGAUAUCCCAAUCAAAGAAUAAUCAAUUAGCGGCAUUCAUGCCAAGAUAGUUUACUCUUAAAAAAAAUUUAUUAUGUAUGAUUAGGAUAGUCUAAAUGGUAUUUGGUUAAGAAUGUCUCAAAAAUAAGAGGUUAGUGAGCCGUUCUUAAUAACACCUGAUUUUUCUUUUAGAAUUUGUUUAAUAAAUAUUCAAGUUAUAAAGUUAUCAUAGCCAAAAAUGAUAUAACAAUGA
This is a messenger RNA of Tetrahymena thermophila SB210, 4320 nucleotides long. Its product is annotated as FHA domain protein. Lineage: Eukaryota; Ciliophora; Oligohymenophorea; Hymenostomatida; Tetrahymenidae. The record is from RefSeq and is a predicted model, not a curated record. Gene Ontology annotation, molecular function: mRNA binding; protein binding. The transcript has 6 exons.